Messenger RNA from Alternaria triticimaculans, 3891 nucleotides. RefSeq lists its product as uncharacterized. Gene Ontology annotation, molecular function: ribonuclease III activity; RNA binding. Gene Ontology annotation, biological process: siRNA processing. The record is from RefSeq and is a predicted model, not a curated record. Bases 1 to 3891 code for a protein of 1296 amino acids. Gene Ontology annotation, cellular component: nucleus; cytoplasm; RISC complex. The transcript is spliced from 5 exons. Lineage: Eukaryota; Fungi; Ascomycota; Dothideomycetes; Pleosporales; Pleosporaceae.
AUGAGGGUAUUGCUUGACGCACUCACACACGGAUUUGUUAAGCUGAGCAAGCUGGCUUUGUUGAUUUUUGACGAAGGCCAGUCUGUUGCGUUGACAAGAGAAGGCCCCGCUAACAUUCUGCAGCGCAUCACUCACCCAGCAAAUCUGAUCAUGUCCAAUUUCUAUAUGCCUCAAUUGGAUAAUGGUGGCAAGUCGCUGCCCAAAGUUCUUGGGCUGAGUGCAAGCCCUGUUAUGAAAGCAGCAGCCACCGAGCAGGGUCUCCAGUCCGAACUCAUACGGCAUGUUCACAGACCGGAGUUACUUCAGGUCAACUACUCGUUAAACGUUCCAGGGCAACAGCAUUCUCAACUACUUAUCGCGUUGCAGCAUGCAUUACGCACAUAUGAUCUUGCAAAGGAUCCGUACGUCGUCGCAUUAUUGGACCAACAAAAGCAUGGCUUCGAUGUCUCUCGCCAGCUGAACAAACUGUGGAAUAGCAAUAAGACUUAUUGCCUCGACCAGUUGAAACAGCUGGUGUCUAAAGCUGAAGCCAUGGCAGACGAGCUCGGAAUCUCGGCAAUGGAGUACUACGUACACCAAUGCAUUGGCAAAUUCGAAAAGACAACUUGCGGCUCGGAUCAACAACUACUGGAUUUGACCACCAAUGAGCGACAACAUCUCCUGAGCAUAUUCCAAGGCCUUCCCCUUCAGAAUCCUGCACCUUCACCUGCUACCAUCAUCGAGAAGAUGUCCCACAAAGUUGAAAAGCUUAUCGACACUCUGGUCGCUGAAGCCAAUGGCACCCCAGGCUUUACCGGUCUUGUAUUCAUUGAACAGCGAGUCUGGGUAGCAUCAAUUGCUGAAAUUUUAGCAUGCCACCCACGAACCAAGGAUCUGUUGCGGGUAGGGACAUUUGUCGGUACGUCGCAGACAAGCAAGCGCAAAACAAACGUAUGCGCCCUGGCAGAACCAGCCAACCAACAAACCACGCUUGACGACUUCCGUGCUGGGGUCAUUAAUCUCGUCCUGGCUACAACCGUUCUUGAAGAAGGCGUCGACGUAUCUAGUUGCCAUCUCGUGGUAUGCUUCGAAAGACCCAAGAAUCUGAAAAGCUUUGUUCAGCGACGCGGAAGAGCGAGGCGACAAGAGUCGCGUUACUUCAUUCUCGUCCCAGAUACUGGCGAAACACGAUCUUUAACAUCGUGGCAAGGGCUUGAAGCUGAGAUGAGGAGAGCGUAUGAAGACGAUAAGCGCAAAGUUCAGGUGGCUCAGGAGGCAGAACAGAAGGACGAGGUGGGGGGCAACGCCUACGUCGACACGCGACCUGAAAUCGACUUUACCAACACCCUGGGGCGGAUCACUGCUACUAUUACGCUACCAAUUUCUGUCGACCCUACUGUAAGGAAAGCUAAGAGUCUGCAGUCGUGGAGCACCGAGCGAAUGGCUCAGAAAGACGCCGCCUUUGAGGCAUAUAAGGCUCUUUACCUGCACGGAUUGGUAAACGAGAAUCUACUCCCCGUCCAAGAAGAGGGAGACGACAACGCGGCCCAAUACCAGAUUCCAGACGAUCGCCCAUCCCUUGUACCUGUUUCUCAAACUCUCGAUCCGUGGGCGGUGGUUGCGCAAUCUCAUGAAUGCGAACCUGACUUAUGGUACCGCACCUUGCUUGAGGUGAAGACGCCAGGGGAGGAACCGAUGCGCAUGAUACUACUAACACCAGCUCCCAUGCAUGAGAUUUCUAAUAUCUUACUGCACUGGAACGAAUCGAAGCAGUACACUGCUACAACCUCCGCUCUUUACGGUGCAUCUUUGGUCGACAUCGACAUUGAUCUGUUACGCUCCAUCACGUGGAAGAUUUUGCGCUCGGUUUUCGGAGCACACAUCAUCAAAGGGGUCGACGACUUUCUCUGUCUACUUGCUCCAUGCGACUCAUCGGGAUAUAUGAUGACAGAGAACGAGCUCUACGAAUGGAAUGCGACAACGGAAGGCCAGCGCCCAGCAUCCAAAAUUCUGGCUCAAGGAAACCUGGACAUAUCGAACUGGGGUCUGACUUCCUUGCAAGGAGACCUCCGGAAGUUCAUGCCCAUGUCUAUCGAGCUUCCAGAGUCCCCAGACCUGACAGGCAUUGACGAAACCCUGAUACAAGUUGUGCGUUUGCCCAAACGUCGAGACUUUUUACAUGCGGUAUUUGAGAACGCAAACAAGAGCGAAGCGUAUACCAAAGUAGAGAGUCUACUAGCUUCAUCAUGUCUUGUUGAAGCUCUUCCGACUAGAUACGCCAUUCUGGGCUUGUUGUUACCAUCGAUCCUGCACAAGCUUGAGGUAUACAUGAUCGCGGAUACACUUCGAACGACGAUUCUCCAGCCAGCUGGAUUCGAGGCAUCGGACCUUCCAGUCAUCAUCACAGCACUUACUUCAUCCGCGGUUGACAAGCGCGACAACUACCAGAGGAUGGAAUUCCUUGGCGACUGUAUUUUGAAGUUCGUCGCUUCGCUUCAUCUGAUGGCUGCAAAUCUCAUCAUGCCCGAAGGUAUUCUCACUGGGAAGAAAGGCAAGCUUGUCAGUAACGGCUACCUGGCACGAGCUACACUUGCUGCGGGCUUAGACAAGUUCAUCUUCUACAAGAACUUCACCGGCGCAAAGUGGAAGCCGCGAUACAUUAGUGAUACACUCGCUGAUAGCGCGCCGCCGACUAAGCAAGAGAAGUCAUCGAAGCUCAUCGCCGACGUCAUAGAGUCGCUCAUUGGUGCUUCGUAUCUGAUCGGUGGCUUCCCCAAAGCGUUCGCAUGUGUGCAAGCUCUCCUACCGCUAGAGAAAUGGACGCCUAUCCCGGAAGCGAACGAGAUACUCUACAACGCGGCCCCCUCUCAAGACACAGUAACAAACUUGGCCCUGGUGGAGAAGCUACUUGGUCACACGUUCAACAAGAAGGACCUCCUACUAGAAUCUCUCACCCACUCUACGUUCCGCGGCCCAAACGUGCACUGCUCGUACGAGCGUUUUGAGUUUCUAGGAGACGCAGUGCUCGACUACAUCAUCUCGAAGAGGCUCUACGCUCAUGAGUCGAGGCUGCCGCAUUGGAAGAUGCAUGGCGUCCGAACAGCAAUGGUAAACGCGGCGUUCUUGACUUACUGUAUGUUCGAGACUACGGUAGCGGAAGAGUUGACCAACAAGUCCACCUUCCAGCCAGAAGUGCAUCAUAGAGCUCUGUGGCAGUUCCUUCGAUCUUCAAGCCCAGAGCUCAUCGCCGGGCGGACUGCAGCCCUGCAACAACAUAACGAGGCACGUCAUGCGAUCGCUACAGCUCUAGCGCACGACAACCGCUUCCCGUGGCAUGCGCUCUCGCUCACUGACCCACCCAAGUUUCUCUCUGAUAUAGUUGAGAGCGUGAUCGGCGCCCUCUACAUCGAUUCUCAGGGCUCCAUCCCCGUGUGCGAGGAGUUUGUCCGUCGUCUGGGUAUCCUGCCAUGUCUCGAGCGCAUUCUUCGGGAUGGUGUGGACUGCUGGCAUCCGAAAGAGCGGAUCAACACGCUUGCGGCGGAUAAGGGUAUCAAGUACGUCCGGGUCACGAGCGACCAAGGCAAGUCUGGUAAAGGAGCGAGUAGCCCGGAGAAGGGGUAUAGGGUACAGGUGAGAAUUGGCGGGAAGGAUGUGGGAGGUGUGGUCGAGGGAGUCAAGAGGUUGCAGACUGAGACUAUCGCUGCCUGGAAGGUUAUCGCGCUGCUUGAAGGCGCAGCUGAUGAUUCUGUACCAACGAAGGCAGCAGAGGGUGAAGAAGAGGAAGAUGAAGAAGACGAGGAAGAUGGGGGUGUUGCUGUUGUACCAACGACGGCAGCCGAGGAGGACGAAUCAGACGAGGAAGAUGAGUUCUUCGAUGCUGAAGAAGGCGGUGGAGUCAUGUUGGAGAUUUGA